Molecule: messenger RNA, 643 nt
Organism: Gongylonema pulchrum
Lineage: Eukaryota; Metazoa; Nematoda; Chromadorea; Rhabditida; Gongylonematidae
Source: the annotation of a GenBank genome assembly
UAGACCGCUCCUCUUGUUCUUACAUCCGACAGCACUAGUUUUGCUGUGUAUUUUCAGUCAAGUACUAGGCAGUUGUUUUCUUUCAGAUUUGCAGAAUGUACAAAUAACACUACGAAUAUUACAUCGGCCAGAACCAAGCAAACUACCCAACAUAUAUUUGAACAUUGGACGCGACUAUGCCGAACGAGUGCUCCCUUCAAUCACCAAUGAAGUACUCAAAGCCGUCGUUGCUCAGUUUGAUGCGCACGAAAUGAUCACGCAACGAGAAAGUGUCAGUCACAGAGUUUCACUUGAACUCUCCGAAAGAGCCAAACAGUUCGGCAUUUUAUUGGAUGACAUUGCCAUUACUCACUUAUCAUUUGGACGUGAAUUUACGGAAGCCGUAGAAAUGAAGCAAGUAGCACAGCAGGAAGCUGAGAAGGCUCGUUAUCUUGUCGAAACAGCCGAGCAAAUGAAAGUUGCAGCAAUAACGACUGCAGAAGGUGAUGCACAAGCAGCCAAACUUCUUGCACAAGCAUUCAGAGAAGCGGGCGAUGGCUUAAUAGAAUUGCGAAAAAUCGAAGCAGCUGAGGAGAUAGCGGAACGGAUGGGAAAAUCCAGAAAUGUGGUGUAUUUGCCGAACAAUCAAAAUACAUUAUUCAAC